GGCCCUGAGCUCAGUGCCACCACUCAGGGCGUUUUGUCCAAGGACUGAGGCCUGUCCCAGCCUUGCGAGGUCACUGGGCGUGCUGUGAUCCUCAGGGCCAUGUAUGUGUUUUGUUACCAUUGCAGCAUUAACUGCUUCAGGCACAGAUCACGGCCUGCCCAGCGAUGCUCUGCUUACAGGCCUGGGCUCUCCUUGGCCUCAGGAAGCCCUGGAUGAAGGCAGGCAGUGGCCUUUGGGUACUGCUGGCAGUCCCUCUGCCUUUCGCCCCACUCCCUGCCCUCCUGCUGAGGAGCACUGCAUUGCACUUUGGUUUUUGUGUGCUUCUUUCUCCCCCCACCUCCCCCGCCAGCAGGCUGUCAUAACCAGCCUCGGUUCCUCGUGCUCGUUGCACUGCAAGAGUAAACGUUACGUGAAGGUUUUUGAGGCUGUGCUACGGUGUUUGUAAGCUUUAUUUUAAAAUAAACUUCUGAGAGAAACCGAAAAGCCUUUGCUGUGGUAUUGCUUUGACUCGGGGAGGCUGAAAUAAGAUGGCCCGAAGAGAUGGUAUUCACCUCGGCCCCUUCGGGAGCGGCGGAGCUGCGAGAACCCCGCACUGCCGCUCGGCCGCCCCGUCCCGCAGCACACCGGGGCCUCUCCCGGCCGCUCGGCGCCGCCCGCCCCCUUCCGCCUGGCGCCCGCGGUCACGUGGUCGGGCUCGGCGCUCGGCCCGCCUGGCCGGCUCGGGGCUCGGCUGCCUCAGUCUGGCGCCAGCGGCCGAGGGGCCCGGAGCGGCGGGAGCGCGGCGGAGGCGCUCGGGCCCGGGCGGCGGUCGGCGGCGGCGCGGAGCUGGGGGAGCCCGGCCGUGCCGUGAGGGCGCGGCGGAGCCUGGCGGCGGCGGCGAAGCGGCCUGGGGGCUCCCCCCGGCGUGCGCGGGCCGAGCGGGCCGGGCCGGCGGCCGCGGCGGGGCUAUGAUGCGCCCGCUGCGGGGCUCCGCACCCCCGCGUGUCCCCCAGGCAGCUUCGGCCCGCGGCUGAGAACCCCCCACCGGCG
Molecule: messenger RNA, 1029 nt
Organism: Gallus gallus (chicken)
Lineage: Eukaryota; Metazoa; Chordata; Aves; Galliformes; Phasianidae
Product: translation initiation factor IF-2-like
Exons: 1
Coding region: 541-951 (136 amino acids)
Source: RefSeq, a predicted model, not a curated record